CUUUUAAACGUAAACCGCGACGUCGGCGCCAGCAACGCGCCCGCAGUCCGAGACGGUCACCCGGUACGACGCCUGGGCCGCGCUCGUCGAACACAUAAGGCUGGCACGCAUCGGCCACGCAUCGAUUCGGAACGCCUGCGGCCAGCCGAGAACGCGCGCGGGCGGUAACAGAGAUGGCGCCGGCGGCAGACGACGAGGACGCACGGCUCUUCCAGGUCUGGCGCGGCUCGCUGGCCGUCUCGACGAACAUCCUGGCGAAGCUCGGCAGCCACGCGCUCGACCCGGCCUCCGCCGGCGAGGCCGCCGGCGCCGUGACGGGAUUGCUGCGGGGCGCGGCGGCGGCGGCCGCGGACCUCGAGGCGCGCCAGCGGGCGGCGCGCCGCGAGCUGGCCGCGGCGCUGGCCGUCGUCGCGGAGCUGCGCGCGCUGGCGGAGGGCCAGCGCGCGGCGCUCGCGGCGACCGACGACGCGACGCCGACGGCGUCGCGCGCCGUCGAGGCCGCGCUCGAGACGGACGCGGAGCGGGCCCUGCGCGCGCGCUGCGCCGCGCUGGGGGACGAGGCGGUCGCGGCGCGCGAGGCCGCGCGCAUCUCGAAGGUCGUCGGCGAGACGCUCGAGCGCCGCGCGACCCGGGCCGAGGCCGCGGCCGAGGCCGCGCAGCGCCUCGCGGAGCAGGAGCGGGCGCGACGGCGGAGCCUGGAGCGCGUCGUCGACCAUCUGGAGGCCCUGGUCGCCGCCGCCGACGCGGAGCCCGGCGAGGACGAGGACGCUUCGUACGACGGAGACGACGGGGUGGGGGACUAG
Messenger RNA from Pelagomonas calceolata, 803 nucleotides. The record is from the annotation of a GenBank genome assembly. NCBI's taxonomy places the organism in Eukaryota, Pelagophyceae, Pelagomonadales, Pelagomonadaceae.